AAGAGCGCAAUGAGUGCCAAGUUGUGAAGAGAGAAGGAAGGAAAAUAAAAUUUUUGUUGGGUUUUUCCAUAGAUUGGUAAAUUUGGAAGAAAUGGCCACUGCUACCAGCUUUGGAGGAACUCAACAAAAAUGUAUGGCCUGUGAAAAAACUGUGUAUCUUGUUGAUAAAUUAGCAGCUGAUAAUAGGAUUUAUCACAGGACUUGCUUUAAAUGCCACCACUGCAAGAAUACCCUUAAGUUAGGCAAUUAUUGUUCCUUUGAAGGAGUUUUGUAUUGCAGGCCUCAUUAUGACCAACUCUUCAAGAGAACUGGCUGUCUAAACAAGAGUUUUGAAGGAAUCCCAAAAAUCGCCAAACCAGGAAAACCUAUAGAUGUUGAGGUUGCAAACAAAGUGUCAAAUAAGUUUGGAGGCACAAGAGAAAGAUGUGUUGGUUGCAGUAAGACAGCCUACCCUAUUGAAAGGGUUACUGUGAAUGGAACACCAUAUCACAAGAGCUGCUUCAAGUGCAUUCAUGGAGGGUGUACAAUAAGUCCAUCAAACUACAUUGCGUAUGAGGGAAAACUAUACUGCAAGCAUCACCACAUCCAACUUUUCAAGGAAAGAGGAAAUUACAGCCAACUUGAAUCCGAAAAAAUCAUAACCGUUGAAAUUGCUGCUGAAUCAUGAUGAUCAAUUAAAUUGUCUUGUAUCAUAGUGAUUAAGGGUUGAUGUUUUGUUCUUCAUUUGUAAGAUUGGGUGUUAAUGUUGUUGCUACACUGAAUUUUUGGGUUUUUCUGUGAGAUAUCUUAAGAUGAAAUGGUGUAUUAAGUUUUGUUUAAUCAUCAUUUGCUUAAGAUAUAAAAAUAUAUGUUUUUGUACUUUGAGCUAUAUAUUUUUCGCUUGUUUGAAAA
Molecule: messenger RNA, 891 nt
Organism: Jatropha curcas
Lineage: Eukaryota; Viridiplantae; Streptophyta; Magnoliopsida; Malpighiales; Euphorbiaceae
Product: LIM domain-containing protein WLIM1
Source: RefSeq, a predicted model, not a curated record